GAGCUACCCAAAUCAGGCUUAGCAAGAUGCUCACAGGAAGUACUGAAUCGGACACGUGGCGAUUCAGCCCCACGACCUAGCUGGCUGCAUUUAGCCGCAAUCCCCAGGAAAGGCUAUAAAACCCGAGUCGACAAGUAUUGGAAAGGAGUUGUUUGUAGCAACAAACCCCCUACCGCAAAAGCAAGAGCAAGCAACCAAGUACCUACCUCCACUGAAAGAAGCAAGCCAAGAUGACAGCAAGGUAUCCUCUUCGAGUCACACAUUUUUUUCUCGGAGUUGUUUGUCUUCUGUUUCUGUUUGAAACAACUGCGGCAACAUCCUAUGGAGGAUCAAGAAUCAACGACACAACAAAAGAAAGCACUACAUGUUCGCCGCAACCUCUGGAGGAGCGCCUCUGGGAGGCACUCAUGUACUUUGGCACCACUAUUGAAACCUUUUCUCGCGGUUUUGGUUUGGGCUUUGGAGGACGAAUGAUGAAAUUUGUGUGGGAGAACAAAGAUGAAAACACGGACAACUUGAUGGAGCGUAUGAAAGUUUGUUCAGUUUCAGGAAUGGCUUUGGCUGCAGUUGUCCAUGGUGCUGCCUUGUUUAUUCCCGCAGAUUGGCGUCUGAAGUGGUUUGGCGCUUGACUCAAAUGAUUUUUCUAAAAGCUUUAGGAAGAGUCAAACUUGUGGAGUGAUAAUGGAUAAUUGCAAAAAAUUGUGUGUCUUGACCGUGUAGGAGAAAAAGUGGACCAAACGGCCCGGUGGUGCCUACCGGUAUGACGAAACAAUAUCAACUCGAAACUUCUUGUGCAUGUUUCUCUCUUUGGCGCACAAAACCAAUCGAUCAGCCAACACAGUACUGGAAGAAUGCACAUUAUAUUACUACAUUCCUUUAUUCAUUUUGUAAGUUCUAAGAAUAGGCCCUGAAUGAUUCAAUC
This is a messenger RNA of Seminavis robusta, 922 nucleotides long. The record is from the annotation of a GenBank genome assembly. NCBI's taxonomy places the organism in Eukaryota, Bacillariophyta, Bacillariophyceae, Naviculales, Naviculaceae.